GAGAACUGUCGCGCCUUUGCCGGAGAGGUGAUGGAGGUUCUGGCGAUCUGAAGGAGGCCUCAGUCUCUCGCCUUUUCGUUCCGCUCCUGCGGCUGCUCUCGCACUUGCGUCCGGAGAGGUCCCUCCCCCCUUUGCGUGUCUUCUCCCUGAGGAGGGCGAUACGUUCCCCCGCUUCGAUUUACAGAGAAUUGGCAUGGAUGCGCGUAUCUUGUGAUCUCUAGUUGCAGGCAACUGUCUUCGCUUUCUCUCCGCCCACUGCCUCGCGUCGUCGUUCCCCGCUUGUGCAUGACCUCCUCGUUUCGCAGAGCUCCGUCGAUGCGCGCCGGGAGCUCCUCGCCAGCCUAGUCGGUCUCUGCGCGCCUGUUGAACUCCAGGUUCUCAAGCGAAUCCAGUUGAAAGAACCGCACUGAGAGUCCUCCAGCCUUCUCCUUGUUCGCCUUCUCCUUGUUCACCUUCUCUUUCCUCGUCGUCUUUCUUGUCUUGCGCGCGGCAAGAAAGACUCGUUGAGCUGUCCGCAAUGACGGAGAGACGCCGCGGUCCCGGCGAGGUGUCUCCCUCUUCUUCCUCGCCGUCUCCUCCACGCAAACGCAAACGGCUCUACAGAAAUGGCCGAUCUUCUUCUCCCGUUCCUAUCGCUUCUCCUCCGUCCUCAGCUUCUCCCUCUUCAUCUUCUCCGCCCUUGACAUCUUCCUUUUCCUCUUCUUCGCCUUCUCUCUGCUCUUCCUCGACUUCUCUCUGCUCUUCCUCGGCUUCUCUUUCUCCUCUCUGCUCCAGUCCGGCUCCGCGGUUUUCUUCGUCGUCCUCGGCAGAGGCAGAGGAACGCGGGCGGCUGGAGGCUGGGGAAAUGCCAGCUUCUUCCUCUCCCUGCUGCGCCUCUGGCGAGGACGGCGAGAGUUUGCUUCUUCGCGGGGGAGCUGAGGAAGAAGACGAAGAAGCAGAGGGGGAAGCCUGCCCUCAGUCUGGCCCUUCGGAAGACGGAGAGGAGACAAAGUCGCUCUUCGCCGGCCUCGCUGUCCGUCUGCAUGCGCCUCACCUUUCCGCCUUCCCCAGCCAAAGACGCUCCCGCUUCCAGUUGAGACAGCUUGCAACGAGACACCGAAGAACUCCCGAAAUCAGCCGAGAGGCGCCCGCGCCGGAAGAGGCGGUGUCUGUGUCGGGUGUACGUACACUUGACCGCGACCGCCCCGCGCUCGCUCCGCCCCGAGUGUUGCUUCACGGCGUUCCGAGUAUUUCUCGCGACGCAGCUGCGUUCUUCUUUCUCUCUCGUCUCUACAACGCGAAGGUUUCUGAUCUCCUCGCGUCAGGGUCGCCGCUAAGCAAGGUGAGGACCGCGGAACAGAGACGCAUGAACUCGUCGUCUGCCUUCGCUUCUUCGCCGCCUUCCGCCUCUGCUCCGACUCCCGCUUCUGCGUGGAUCGUUCGACGCAAUCGCUUCGUCACGCAACUCCACGGUCCGUCGCUGAACAUCGCCUGCUACUCCCCAGAGGCCUGGCGGAUUCUGAAGUCUCUCCUUCUGCUUCUGUCCAAUGAGUCAAGGAAGGCGCCCUCUCUCUUCGCCCCCACCGCCGUCUCCGCGGCUGCAGGCGCCUCAGCUUCUCCCUGCAGUUCUCUCUUGUCGUCGCCUUCAGUGUCGUCGUCGCGGGCGUCUCGUCUUGCGGCUUCUCCGCUGUCUUCAGGGAAACGUUUUCCAGGCGCGACUCUCUUCAUUGAAGACGUCGACCAAGUUGCGCCUGCGCUCCAGAGACGCCUCGCGGCGCUUCUGUUGCGCGUCCAGGAGAAAACCGGCGCGGGCCUCGCGCCUCGCGUCUCGGGAGUCCAACUCGCCUGGCUGUUCACGGCCUCCCACCCCCAUGCCGUUGUCUCUGCCCUUCGCCACAGCUGCGCCGCGGUCCGUCUGCCCCUGCCUUCCGUCUGCGAGCUUGCAUGCAGGUUCACCGAGGCGAAGGAAGAAAGUGAGAAAACGGAGGAAAAGGAGGAGAGAGAAGAGACAGGAAGACGCGGAGAAGGCGCUGCGGAGGAAGAGGAGACGCCGACGAGAUCCUCAGGGAGCAUCCAGCAAGGGCAGACCGGGAGCAGAACGGAGGAAGAAGAAGAGCAUCCAGGAGGAGUGAGCAGGAGAGAGGCAGGCAAGACUGAGAUAUGGACAGAAGAAAUGAGGCAUGAUGCGUCGACCUGCGCAACAAACAUAGCUGGGCAAAGAAAGGGCCGUCGCAGAGCCCCUUUCUCCACCAAGGAGACUGCCUCGUCCUCUUGUUCGGCGUCUCGUUCUGCGGCUUCGUCUUCUCUCCACUUCCUCGCCAGAGAAACUGAACGAUGUUCUCUUUCUCUCUUUCUCUCGCUCUCUCGAAUUCGCCGCACAGACCCCGCAGCUGAAACUCGGCUUCAGCGUCUCCUCUCUCUCGCCGAGAAAGACGAACAGGAAUCUCCUGGAGACAGAGACGAAGGAGAAACGAAGGGCAAGGAUCGAACAAACACAGCAGUGCGACAGGCAGCAGAAGAGGCAGAGGGACGAGGUCAAGAGAGAAGUACACAGGUGGCUGAAGAGGGAGUGAAAGAGCAAGAGGAAGCUGGAAACAGUGAAGGAGACAAGUCGACUUCCUCUUGUUCGUGGGCAAACACAGUACGUCACUCUGCGUCGCGUGGAGAUCUGAACGAUGUCGGACUCGGCGGAAAAUGUGUGAAUGAGAGAAUCGCAAAAAUCGCGCAACUCAUCACAAGCACCAAGUGCUGCGAUCGGAGCUUGCAGACUCUUCGUCAUCUCUGGCAGGGGGCACUGCAGCAAGACAAUCACUUUCGAACGCAGAAUGCAGACGCGCUUCUUCUGGAUCUGAUGAAAGCCGUUCUCCGCGUCUCGCCGAAAGGAGAUCAGUCGUUUGCUGCCGACUUCAUUCACCUUCUUGCAGAAACGUCCCUCGAAAUCGCUCGCGGGGAGUUCGCUGUAGGCGCCACAGCAAAUCUGGAACUGUGUUCUCUGCGGGCGUCGCGCCUGUACCACGCCAGCCGCGCUCGGAUGCAUGCCUCUCUCUGCGAAAGCGAGAAGGAAGAACGAGAAAAAACAAAGGCAGAAGAAGAAACAAAGGCAGAAGAAGUAACGAAGGACGGAGAAGAUGUGCAGGACGGAGAAGAUGUGCAGGACGGAGAAGAAGAGGGAGAAGAGGAAAUGGAGCAGAGCGACCAGCUCGGUGAGGAGCUCUGUGUAGAGAGUCCCGUGCAGUGGCGCCGAGACGCAGACACAGACGAGGACUUGAAGAGAAGAGAGCGAAACGAAGAGGCUCCGAAGCAGGUUGAAACGACAGCUAGUCAGGCUGCGAGUGAACGAGGCGAAACAAAGGCGACUGAAGUCCUGUCCUCGUUCGGCCUGUUUGAUGGAGAAGACUGAGGCCGGCACUGCCCAUGCGUGUCUGUCGCCGAGUCUUCGUGCUGGAAGUUGAUUCCAGGAAAAAUCCGCGAAAACGCGCGUGCAUCGAAGAACGCAGUCUGGCACAGCGGCUGCGCGGUGGAAAUCGAAGGAGAAACCUGUCUGUCGCAUGCAUGCAAUGCAGAAACGUUCAUGGCGCAUUGCUCAGUGGCGCCGAUGCGACGAGAACUCAGCGUUCAGUCUCGCAGCAUUUACAUCACUUCCUUCGCAUGGUGUGUGGUAUUCUGGCCCCCCCCCCCCAACUUUCCUCGGACUUGCGGUCCGCGUAGCUCCUGGCGCAGGAGCUGCGGAACUUCCAGUGGUGUGUCGAAAAACACGUUCUCGAGCGGUUCUCAAGAAUCAUGUCGAAGCAUACGUGGAUUUGUAAAGACACAACAUGCACGGGAAGCGCGUGGAUUCGAAGGCUUUGCUGUUUUUUUCCGUCUCCGUUUACAAAGACGUGGUGUCCUUACACCGUGAACUUGGAAUGGGUUUCCAGACUCGCAGC
Toxoplasma gondii ME49 is the source of this 3905-nucleotide messenger RNA. RefSeq lists its product as hypothetical. The record is from RefSeq and is a predicted model, not a curated record. The transcript is spliced from 4 exons. NCBI's taxonomy places the organism in Eukaryota, Apicomplexa, Conoidasida, Eucoccidiorida, Sarcocystidae. Bases 518 to 3379 code for a protein of 953 amino acids.